ACAACACAACAAACAAAGCCCUAAUGCGUUGUGUUUGAGUUUGGAGUAUAGAAAAAGCGUUUGUUGAGAAGAAAAACUUUGAAUUGGUGAGGUAGCGGUGGAGUGAAUCAUUUCCCUCGGAAUUCAAUUACAAGUGUGAGAGAGAGAGAGACUUAUCUGAUCGAAAGGGGAUGUCGGAGAUGGCGAGCACCGAUCCCGAGGGAGUUGACGGAGUCCGCAUGACGUGGAACGUGUGGCCUCGCAGCAAAGUGGAAGCCAGCAAGUGCGUGAUCCCACUCGCCGCCACCCUCGCCGUGAUCCGUCCUCACCCGGACAUCCCACGCCUUCCCUACGCGCCUCUCCGAUGCAAAACAUGCUCCUCCGCACUCAACCCUUUCUCGCGCGUCGACUUCAACGCCAAGAUCUGGAUCUGUCCUUUCUGCUACCAACGCAACCAUUUUCCCCCUCACUACAACGCCAUCUCCGAAACCAAUCUUCCCGGCGAACUCUACCCGCAAUACACCACCGUCGAAUACAAUCUCCCUCUCUCCAAUUCUCUUCAUCCUUCGCCGGUUUUUCUCUUCCUUCUCGAUACUUCUCUCAUCGAGGAAGAGAUCCAGUUUCUCAAAUCUGCGCUUCGUCAGGCUAUUGGUCUUUUGCCUGAUAACGCUCUCGUUGGUUUCGUUUCCUAUGGUACGCAGGUUCAGGUUCAUGAAUUGGGGUUCUCCGAUAUGUCUAAGGUUUAUGUCUUCCGUGGUUCUAAGGAAAUUCCCAAGGAUCAGGUUUUGGACCAGCUUGGUCUUGCUACCUCUGGGAGGAGACCUCAUAAGGGUGCUCCUGGUGGUGUUGGUGGUGGAUUUCCCUAUUCUGGCAUCACGCGCUUCUUGUUGCCUGCUUCUGAUUGUGAAUACACCCUCAACGCGCUGUUAGAUGAAUUGCAAACCGAUCAAUGGCCAGUUCCACCUGGUCGCCGCCCUGCUCGCUGCACCGGAGUUGCCUUGAGUGUUGCUGCGGGGUUGCUGAGUGCUUGUAAUCCUGGGACUGGCGCUAGGAUCAUUGCUUUGGUUGGGGGCCCAUGCACGGAAGGACCCGGCGCGAUUGUGUCAAAAGAUCUAUCUGACCCUGUGCGUUCUCAUAAAGAUCUUGAUAAAGAUGCAGCACCAUACUUCAAGAAAGCAGUCAAAUUUUAUGAGGGUCUUGCAAAACAGCUGGUUAGCCAGGGUCACGUUUUAGAUAUUUUUGCAUCAGCACUUGAUCAGGUUGGAGUUGCAGAAAUGAAAGUUGUGGUUGAAAGAACUGGUGGCCUUGUUGUCCUGUCUGAAAGUUUUGGCCAUUCAGUCUUCAAGGACUCUUUUAAGCGUGUUUUUGAGGAUGGGGAGCAAUCUCUAGGUCUUUGUUUCAAUGGAACCCUGGAGAUAAAUUGCUCAAAGGAAAUCAAAAUUCAGGGAAUAGUUGGACCUUGCACAUCAUUGGAAAAGAAAGGCCCUUCUGUUGCUGAUACUGUUAUAGGUGAGGGAAACACUACAGCAUGGAAGAUGUGUGGCCUUGACAAGAGUACAUGCUUGACUGUAAUGUUUGAUCUUUCAUCAAGCGAUCGUUCAAACACCCCAGGUGCUGUCAACCCACAAUUGUACCUACAGUUCCGUACAAGUUACCAGGGCCCAGAUGGUCAAUCAGUGCUUCGGGUUACAACAGUAACUAGAAGAUGGGUAGAUAGUUCUGUGAGCUCUGAGGAAUUGAUUCAAGGAUUUGACCAAGAAACUGCUGCUGUGGUAAUGGCUAGAUAUGCUUCUCUGAAAAUGGAGACUGAGGUAUGCCACAAGUUCAAAAUUUUUAUAAACAAAUUCCUUGCUGAGCAUCAAUUCUUGUUUGAUCAGGAAACAUUUGAUGCCACGCGUUGGUUGGAUCGGUUCCUCAUUCGCCUUUGUUCUAAGUUUGGUGACUACCGCAAGGAUGAUCCAUCAUCUUUUACAUUAAACCCAUCAUUUUCACUUUUCCCUCAGUUUAUGUUCAAUCUGAGACGCUCACAGUUUGUACAGGUUUUUAACAACAGUCCAGACGAGACUGCAUACUUCCGCAUGUUGUUAAACAGGGAAAAUAUUAGUAAUGCUGCUGUCAUGAUUCAGCCAUCACUGAUAUCUUAUUCAUUUAAUUCACUUCCUGCACCAGCAUUGUUAGAUGUGGCUUCCAUUGCUGCAGACCGGAUUUUGUUGUUAGAUGCAUAUUUUAGUGUGGUUAUUUUUCACGGGAUGACAAUAGCUCAGUGGCGCAACUUGGGAUACCAGAACCAACCUGAACACCAGGCAUUUGCACAACUAUUACGAGCACCACAUGACGAUGCCCAAAUGAUAAUUAGAGAACGAUUCCCUGUUCCUAGAUUGGUAGUGUGUGACCAACAUGGUUCCCAGGCUAGAUUUUUAUUAGCAAAACUGAAUCCCUCAGCAACAUAUAAUAAUGCGCAUGAGAUGGCUGCUGGUUCAGAUGUAAUCUUUACUGAUGAUGUGAGCCUUCAAGUUUUCUUUGAGCAUCUGCAAAGGCUGGCUGUCCAAUCUUGAGGGCAGAUAAUAGUAAAGAUUGACAGUUUCUGGGUUCUGAACUUUGGUAUGGGGAAUUCACCAAUGAUAUGUGUCCUGCAUUAUGCUGUUGCACUCGGUAGUUUUCCUUUCUUUCCUUUAUUCUUAACAAAGAGAAGGUUGGAGCCUGCGUGAAUUGAAGAAUAAGGAAGGAAGACCUGAAACAUGAUUCUUUAGGGUUCUGGUCGAAUUUUGUGUAUUGGAGAAAAUAAAGGGUCAAAAGUAUGUUGAGUUUGGGUAUUUGCGGAAAGAAAGAAUAGAAAACCGAGUUCUCCCUCUGCCACAGCAGACAGCAUUGCAAUUGAGGGGAUAUUUUUGACUCAUUUUUUCCCAUUUGUUUUCGCCCAGAUUUUAAUUUUUGGGUUCCUCAUAUGGAUUAAUUUAUAUAGUUGUUUUAGUUUUAAAUGCUCCCAGGUUGCAAAGUAACGGAUGUCAUUUUGUCAUGUUGGAGUUUAUAUCAGUCAUUCUCUUUUUAUACUGUUUUGUAUUGUAUAUUGUGAAGGAAGCAUAUAGGACAGCUUUGGUGAAAUGAAUACUUUCGGAUUCCUGUUUUCGUU
This is a messenger RNA of Abrus precatorius (Indian licorice), 3109 nucleotides long. RefSeq names its product protein transport protein SEC23-like. The transcript is spliced from 12 exons. Gene Ontology annotation, molecular function: GTPase activator activity; zinc ion binding. Gene Ontology annotation, biological process: COPII-coated vesicle cargo loading; endoplasmic reticulum to Golgi vesicle-mediated transport; intracellular protein transport. Gene Ontology annotation, cellular component: COPII vesicle coat; endoplasmic reticulum exit site. NCBI's taxonomy places the organism in Eukaryota, Viridiplantae, Streptophyta, Magnoliopsida, Fabales, Fabaceae. The record is from RefSeq and is a predicted model, not a curated record. Bases 171 to 2534 code for a protein of 787 amino acids.